AAGUUCUAGGUCAAGCCGAGCGGCUUAACACCUGAGGGCUUGGCCAAGCGUCUUGACAUUAUUGGUUACAAUGCUAUCAGGAAGGGCCAUCGAUAUCCACAUACCUGAGGUACUCUACGCAUUGGGAAGUGUAAGAGCGUGUAUGAGCACUGGACGUGUUCAAUCGAGGACCGUCGCAGUACAUCGUCUAGCGGAUGUUCCGGGGAGCUUAAGCGAGCCUUGAACCAUAGCGGAUCAACAGCGAUCGCUCGCUCUACCGCAAGCUAACUAGAUUGCAGGUAAAUGAGUUUUUGCUGAUCAUUUCAUCCAUAUCAUAAGCUUAUUCGACGAACGGUCCCACGUUACGUUUCUUCUCGCUCAUCUCGCCCUCACCAUCACGAAGCAUGAUGACACUGUCGGCGUCAGCAAGGCCCCUGCAGAUCCUGUUUACUGACGUAUGUUUACGUCGUCAUCUUGUCUCUCUUCCGCUUCUUUUCUGCUUUAUUCGUUUCGCGCUCGGACUUUCUGUUCCCAUCUCGCUCACCUUCCUUUGUCCUCAGCGCGCCUCGAUGCGCAAAACUGCAUUGACACAUGGUCCGGCUCAUGGUGCGACGGGUGUAUAAGAAGGGCCGUCCCACCUGGAAGCUUUCCUCACGAAACACAACCGACAACCGCUAGGUUCGACACAUUCACUUCGCCUCUCGGCAUCCUUUCCUUUUUCGUUUAUUUCUUCGCCUUCUUCGAUAAGCGCUGGUCGCCUUCGAACUUUUUUUCUCACGCACAUACACGUUUAAUCACCUACACGGUUAUUUUUUCGACGCUCAGGCCUGGUGCCCUUUUCGUUACAACAAACACUCUUUAUUUUAUCAACAAAUACAUCGAUAUAAUGCUGUUCACUACGAAGCUCGUUGGAGCCUUGACGGCCCUCGCUACGGUUACCUUUGCCGCUCCCAUUCCCUCCAUCCCUUCCUCCGAGAUCGCCGCGGCUACGGCUGCUGGAGCUACUUUCCAGCUCCAAAUCAACGCUGCCUCGGACCCGUCGAUCGACGGAGCUUACCUCACCUCUUCCACUUUCACCCCCUGGAGGGGCUACUCUGUGCAGAUCACCACCCCCUCCUUCGAUCUCUCCUCCGCUACCGAGUUCUCCAUCCGUCCUAACGGCAACGUGGCUACUCCUUCCCAGGACCUCGUCUUCGUCGACCCCGAUAACUGGGGAACCUCCCUCUCCUACCUCCUCACCGCCGGCGAACGUCAACAAAUGUCAGCAAUCGAGGCCGCCAAACUCCCCGUUGCCAUCCUCGACGACGAAGGGUUCUUGCAAGUUACCUGGCCCGAAAAGAACGAGACGGCCGUUAUGAAGGUGUGUGAUGGAAGACUCGUGAUGGGUGUUGAGGGUGGAAGGUGGGAUAAUGCGUGUUCGGGGGAUGUUACGGUUAGUUUGGUGCAGGAUAAUCAGAGUUCGGAUUGGUCUUUGAUGCCGGAUCUGGCGUGGUAGUCAGUUAGUCGACUGAUUGCCACUCGUUUCGUCUCUGCUACGCUCCUGUCGUGACCUAUGGCGGUUCCACCACCACUCAAGUUUAACGUCAACUGCGGUGCUUGCGGGAACGUCUGUCUGGAGGGAGUAAUCGUUUGCAGUCCAUAUAGUGAGAAUUGUAUAAUUAUUUGUCAUGACGUCACGUCCAUUUGUCCCCAAUAGAACCAAG
Saitoella complicata NRRL Y-17804 is the source of this 1682-nucleotide messenger RNA. RefSeq lists its product as uncharacterized. The transcript has a single exon. The coding region runs from base 437 to 1474 and encodes 345 amino acids. The record is from RefSeq and is a predicted model, not a curated record. Lineage: Eukaryota; Fungi; Ascomycota; Saitoellomycetes; Saitoellales; Saitoellaceae.